This is a messenger RNA of Chlorella variabilis, 2832 nucleotides long. RefSeq lists its product as hypothetical. The transcript has 22 exons. Lineage: Eukaryota; Viridiplantae; Chlorophyta; Trebouxiophyceae; Chlorellales; Chlorellaceae. Gene Ontology annotation, cellular component: plasma membrane. The record is from RefSeq and is a predicted model, not a curated record. Bases 1 to 2832 code for a protein of 943 amino acids. Gene Ontology annotation, molecular function: calcium-activated cation channel activity.
AUGGCCUCGGCUCCUGCCCCCUCGGAGUCGCUGGUGGAUGAGGAGUCGUACGGCGAGACGGUGACCGCCUCGGAGGUGGUCACAUCCAUCUACGUCUCCGCCGUUGGCGGCGCCUGCUUCCUCAUCUGCUGGGCCAUCUUCCGCAAGCCGCUGCGCCACAUCUUCCUGAAGCGCACCCAGCUGCCCGACGCGCAAGCGCGGCCGCCGCCCCUGUGCUUUGACGGCCUGCUCAACAUCUGCUUUGGUUACAUCCCACCCGUCUUCUUCAUCAACGACCUCGAGUUUGUGCAGACGGCUGGGCUGGAUGCCUUGAUUCUCUGCCGCUUCCUGGUUCUGGGCUUCCAGAUAUUUCUGCCAAUGACAAUCGUCUGCUGCGCUGUCUUGCUGCCGCUGUGCAUGACGGGCACGUAUGUGGACACUAGCUAUGCGACAAACCUGGUGGGCAUCAUGCGCUACACCCUGAGCAACAUCCAGCCCGGCUCCAGCAAGCUCUGGGCUCCCUUUGUCCUGAGCUACGCCGUGCUGGCAUGGACCGGAUACUGCCUGAUCCAGCACUACAAGAGCUACGCCAUGCUGCGCCUGCUGCACCUGCGCCACAACUCGCUCCACGCGGCGGGCGAGUGUGGCGCUCCACGAAUGCACAUCGUCGGGUUUGAGCGCCGCGGCUGGGCCGCUGUGAGGGACUCGCUGUGGGCCCUGAGCAGCCCCCUCUACAUGAUGCGACGGGACAUGCGGUAUGUUAAGCAGUACCUCGAGCAGAACGCCGCCGCAGAGGCAGCUGCCACCCUGGACGCGGCGCGGGAGGCCAAGGACAGCACGGGUGCGGGCGACGGCGGAAAGGGGCUGGACAGCGACGGGGAUGAUCAGGAGUAUGCCAAGGCCGCGGUGCUGCCCUGGUGGCUGCCACCGGAAAAGAUCCCUGCCCAGUAUUCGGUGGAGCGCAGCAGCGGCGCCGUGCUGCACGGCAAGACCAGUCCCAUCAACCGCAAGCGCGUGCUCAGCGAGGCGGCGGCGGGGCAGCCGCCGGUGUGGGUGUGUGUGGAGCAGUACUCGGUGCUGUUCACCAUUGCCGGCCCGCCGCCCUCCAGCGAGCUGUGGCGCCUGCUGCGCCCCGCCCCAGCGCCGGCCCCGGAGGCCGUGCUUGUCGAUGCCGCCAAGGCGGUCGUUGUGGUGCCGGCACGCGGGGACGGCGGCAAGCCGGGUGUCGAGCUCAGCUCGCCCAGCCACACGGUGCUGCUGCAGUCCGGUGACGGGCAGAAGGCGGGAAAGGGCGCGGAGUUUGUGGCCGCCAAGCUGGCGCAGGCGCUGCAGGACAUCUUCCCAGACUCCUUCACCCAGCUGGUGCGGGUGUACAACCACAAGGCCGUGGACAAGCUGCUGAGCCAGCACGAGGCGGCGGCCUCGCACCGCGACCGGUGCGUGACGGCCCUCGCCGCCGCUCGCGGCAAGGCUGACGCGGCGCAGGGCAAGGGCGGCGCGGCCAAGGCGGCCGCCAGGCUGGAGCGGGCAGAGGCUGAGCUGGCAAAGGCGGAGGAGAGGGUGGGGGAGCUGGAGGGGCAGGUGGAGGUGGCGCGCCAGGCUGCCCUGGAGCAGCCCCUCGGCACCGCCUUCAUUGCGCUGUUCAGCGACCAGACGUCUGCUGCGCUGGCGGCGUUUGUCCAGGCCAGCUUCGUGCCCGCCAUCAACUUCAAUCGCAUGCUGCGGGCCCUGUAUGUCAUCCCCUUUCUGGUGCUGGUCAUUGUCUUCCCCAUCGGAGUGCUGACUGGCGCGCUGACCAACCUGUCCACAGCCGUGUGCAGCGGCUCGUCGCAGACCAACAACCUGUACUGGCCGUGGUACUGCGAAGGAGACGACGCGGGCCUGCUCCCCUCCAUCAUCUCCAUGACUUGGGACACCUAUGUGCUGCCCAUGGCCUUCUUCUUCUCCUCCCAGUCGGAGGCCCGCCACCUGGCCCUCAGCGACCUGGACCACCGCGUCGUCAUUCUCUUCUUCUGCUUCGACAUCUUCAACACCUUCCUGGGCAGCGUGCUGGGCGGCGCCGUCUUCCAGCAAAUCGGCUCGCUCACAAAGGAGCCAGGCUACUGGCUGCAGAUGCUGGGUGCCGCGCUGCCCUCUGCCAGCACCUACUUUCUUAACUACAUCAUCAUCCACGCCCUGUGCACCAACUUCUUCCGCUUCAUCUGGCCCCACGAGGGCACCGUGCUGUUUGUGAUCUUCCGCUGGCUGGGCAUGUGCCUGCCCAAGUGCGAGCGGGACCACACGAUGAUCCGCACCGCGCCCUCCUUCCGCGGCGGACGCCACUUUGGCUCCUUCCAGCUCAUAAUGGCAAGGCUGCACCACGCGCCUGGCGCGCCCGGCGGCACUAUCAUGGCUCUCUCGUAUGCCGUCAUCGCGCCGCUGGUGCUGCCCGCGGCCCUGGGCUUCUUCCUCACAGCCUGGGUCACGUGGCGCUACUGCUGCAUCUACUUUUACGAGCGAAGCUACGAGUCUGGGGGGCGCAUCUUCGAGACGCUCUUCACCCUCAUGGUCUGGACCCUGGUGCUGUUCAGCCUCUUCACCAGCCUGGUGCUGGCAAGCAAGAAGUCGUACACCGCCUCCCUCAUCCUCAUCUUCACCCAGCCCCCGCUGCUGCUCGUGUACCACCGCCGGGUGUCGCUGGCAAUCGGGCACUACGCGCGCCUGCUGCCGCUGCAGGCCACGCUGAGCGCGCCGCGCGCCACGCCCGACCCCGCCGCCUUCCUGCCGCCGCCGCUCAGGAAGCAGGCGGUGGGGUGGUACCCCGAGUGGGGCAAGGUGUGGGAAAAGUAUGGCAUCAGCCGCUACUCGCUGUAG